AUGACUACCCAGAGAUUUCCCCUCCAUCGCCUACCGGAUGAUCUCCGUUCAGAAGUCCUGAAAACAAUGGACCUCCAUGAAAUAAUCGCCUACUCAUUCGUUUCAAAGAAGGCCUAUUCGAUGGUUAAAUCUCUUCGUAUACCGAUUGGGGAUGUUGAAACAACACUGAAGGCAUCGCCGGAAAUAAAAAUAUCCAUCGGUCUCAUGUCGCUUAAUUACGAGUUGAAAAUCUACGAAAACGACCGAAGAAGGAUGGAACUGAAUAAAGUUCCUGUAAAUGUGAAAGUUGAGUUAAAACGAUCUUCGAUUCUGGAUCCGGAAACAUCAACUAUGUCAAAUCAAGGAAAGAAUAUGGGAGAGUGGAUUCAACAUCUCUGCUCGAUUUUCCAACACGUGAUGCGUCUUCAUAUCGAAUUUCUCAUUGGAGAUUUAUGGAGAUUAGACAUCGAAACACUUCUGAACACUUUCCCAACACCCAGGAGUUACAGUAUCGUAUGCGACGAAAAUGAAUCAAACAAGUAUAACAUUCGAUAUGCUCGAAACGUGUUCAAAGCUUUUCCUGAUGUUCAGUUUAUCCUAUUGUUUGAUGUCCCAUUUGAUGGGAGACUAUCUUUUCAACACUUCGGAAAGGUGAAUAGAAAAGUUUUGGGUUUAUAUUUCGUUCCCAAUCUGAAGCUUGAAGAUCUUCUAACAUUGAAUGUUGAACGAAUACACCAAUAUGAUUAUCAAUGGUCGCUUCGUGAUUUGAAUCGUUUCUUCAAAUUGUGGAUGAAGGGAUCCAAUCCGAAGUUGAAGAAAUAUGAAUUGUUUGCUCACGAAAUGGGAAUUUCUUGGGCGGACCAAUGGAAUGUUCUGGUGAAAGGAUUACAAGCAGAAGAAGUGGUGGAAGCAGGACACACGGAUGAAAAUCGUGUAAAAAAGAAGUUCAGAAUUCGAAAACAUAGGGUUGGCGCUGAAAUCGAAGUUGAAUGGACGGCAACAACUAUGGAGGUCAAAUUCAAUACUUUGAAUUAA
Messenger RNA from Caenorhabditis briggsae, 1014 nucleotides. The transcript has 2 exons. The coding region runs from base 1 to 1014 and encodes 337 amino acids. NCBI's taxonomy places the organism in Eukaryota, Metazoa, Nematoda, Chromadorea, Rhabditida, Rhabditidae. The record is from RefSeq and is a predicted model, not a curated record. Gene Ontology annotation, molecular function: protein binding.